Molecule: messenger RNA, 2316 nt
Organism: Notolabrus celidotus (New Zealand spotty)
Lineage: Eukaryota; Metazoa; Chordata; Actinopteri; Labriformes; Labridae
Gene: luc7l
Product: LUC7-like (S. cerevisiae)
Biological process (GO): mRNA splice site recognition
Cellular component (GO): U2-type prespliceosome; U1 snRNP
Molecular function (GO): mRNA binding
Source: RefSeq, a predicted model, not a curated record
UGACGUCACGUCCUUAAAGUAAAACGGAAACUGGAUAGUCCACGAAACAGAAAAGGCAUCGAGAGGUGAUGCUUGGACGAAUUAAAAAUCAUCUUACCUGACAAGAACUAUAAGGAACGGUGUUGGGUUGCUUGAUUUUAUACAGCGCUGUCGACUGAAGACCUCCAAACAUGUCGGCCCAGCUCAAAUGAGAGCUUUGCUCGACCUGAUGGGAACAGCGAGGGAUGGUGAUGAGACGCGACAGAGGGUCAAGUUCACCGACGAGCGAGUCUGCAAAAGUCAUCUCCUGAACUGCUGUCCUCAUGAUAUCCUGUCUGGAACUCGCAUGGACCUUGGAGAGUGCACGAAGAUCCACGACCUGGCACUUCGAGCAGAUUAUGUUGCAUCCAAGGAGAGGGAUCUGUUCUUUGAGCUUGAUGCGGUGGAUCACCUGGAGUCGUUCAUUGCUGACUGCGACCGGAGGACAGAGCUGGCAAAGAAGCGUUUGGCUGAGACCCAAGAAGAGAUCAGCGCUGAGGUGGCGGCAAAGGCAGAGAAAGUUCACGAGCUGAAUGAGGAAAUAGGAAAGCUCUUGGCAAAGGCUGAGCAGCUCGGAGCUGAGGGCAACGUUGAUGAGGCCCAGAAAGUUCUGCAGGAAGUGGAGAAAGUACGCACGAGGAAGAAGGAUGCAGAGGAAGAGUACAGAAACUCCAUGCCGGCUUCCAGCUUUCAGCAACAGAAGCUGCGGGUGUGCGAGGUGUGCUCUGCUUAUCUGGGUCUCCAUGACAACGACCGUCGACUUGCAGAUCAUUUUGGCGGAAAGCUUCACCUGGGCUUCAUCCAGAUCAGAGAGAAACUGGACCAACUCAAGAAAACUAUGGUCGACAAGCAGGAGAAGAGGAACCAGGAGCGCCUAAAGAGAAGGGAAGAGAGGGAGAAAGAAGAAAGACUGAAGAAGAGGACCAGAUCACGCAGCAGAGAGCAUAGAAGGUCCCGUUCUCGUGACCGCAGAAGGAGGCGCUCUCGCUCCACAUCACGGGAGAGGCGCCGCUCGCGCUCACGUUCCAGGGAGAAGAGAAGGAGGCACCGCAGCCGCUCCCGUUCUCGCAGCCGAGGACACCGUCACAGCCACGAACGGAGCUCCAAACACAAGUCAUCCAGGGACCGAGAGCGCUCCUCCAGAGACCGGUCAAGGGAGCGAGACAGGCGGGACGGUAUGAACGGCAGAUCAGACUCCCGCCGGGCAGACGACAGGGACGUGGGGAUUUCUGAAGACCAAACUCCCAUAAGUCACUACACACAUCAUCCUCUUGUCUCUUUCACUCUCACCUGUCUGUCCAUUUUUAAUAACCUGAUGUCACACACAGAGUCCUCACCUUGACUCCUCUGUUCUCCUGCCUGCCUCCUUUGUUUGCAUCAGUGUACACAUACCUGAUACUCUCUGGAUUACGUUUUCUAGCAUCCAGUUUACCAAAUGAAAGUUGAUGCAGGGAGGGUUGGUUAGUUAUUGAUCAGUAGUGGAGUGUUGGUUAUACCCACGUCUGUAAUUUGGUGGCUGUUUGUACCAAUACAUCCCACGUCUCGUUAUGAACUACCCCCAAUAUGAUCCCAGCAAGAGGAGCGAUGACAAACUGAUGGUGUGCUGGACUAAAAUGUUAUCGGCUCGUUUUCUUUCUCAUGAUGAUCAUUGGAGACAGACUCUGUCUGUAAAUAUGAUUUGGGCGCACUGAUUGUUAGUCUGAAAAGUAGUCCUAUCAAGAUUUUUUUAAAUCACUCGUUCCAAAAGUUCUUUAAUGUCUGUCCAUAUAUUUAGUUUAAUAAAGUCCAGCUGAAGUUAUAGGAACCCAAUUCAGAACCGAAUGGUUUAAAGUUGCGAUCAUUAGUGUCAUCUUUAUUUCUCUAAUUGUUUAUUUUGUCAGUUUGAUUUUCUGCUGUCCGUAGUCAAGGGAUCUUGUUAGAUGAAGAGUUUGGCCACUACAGAUAAAUUCUUGUUUUGAAGUCCUCACUUAAUGGUUUUUGUGUUUAUUUCUUUUAUUUAAAAAAUGAAAAUAAAUGGUAACUUCAGAUUAAGUGUCAGCAUGUGAUGAAGAAGUUGGAACAAAAGUAAAACAUUGGAAAUUCCGAGCUAUAACUGUACAUAUGUUUUUUUAUUAGUCAAGUUCAUCAAUGAAAAGUAUGCCCCAGUUUGGACAGAUUCCACUCUGUACAAAUUUAUCAUUGAAACAGAUUUUAAUGCAAGCAUUGCUUUACCUCAUGUGUGAAGUCGUUUCUGUUUAUGUUCAGCUAAAAAAUAUCUUUCUUUAAAGUCUCAAUAAUAAAAAAAAUCCACCAUUUUAA